Molecule: messenger RNA, 603 nt
Organism: Glarea lozoyensis ATCC 20868
Lineage: Eukaryota; Fungi; Ascomycota; Leotiomycetes; Helotiales; Helotiaceae
Product: Thioredoxin-like protein
Exons: 4
Coding region: 1-603 (200 amino acids)
Biological process (GO): glutathione metabolic process
Cellular component (GO): mitochondrion; peroxisome
Molecular function (GO): glutathione transferase activity; glutathione peroxidase activity
Source: RefSeq, a predicted model, not a curated record
AUGGGUCCGAAACUAUUACUGUAUGUCGAUACCGUCAGUCCGAUGGCAUAUGAAGCAUACUAUAUUCUCAGGAAUGACCCGGUAUUCAAGAGUGUGGAAAUCACAUAUAUCCCCGUCUUCCUUGGUGGACUUAUGAAAGCUUGUGGUAACACGCCGCCGCUCAAUAUCAAAAAUAAGGACAAAUGGAUCGAUAAAGAACGGAUUCGCUGGGCCAAAGCUUUUCAAGUCCCUAUGAGUGAGCAGAAGCCUCCUGGGUUCCCGCCAUUGACUUUGCUCAUCAUGCGUGCACUUUGCGCCGUCGCUGUCCUAGGCGGUCAAGACGCAUUGAUCAAGUGCCUGGAUGAAUUGUAUCCUGCAUAUUGGGUUCAUGGGAAAGCGACGCACGAGAAAGAGGGUUUGAUGGCGUGUUUGAGCAAGGCACUUGGUGAGGAAAUGGCUAGGAAAGCCAUGGAAAUGGCUCCUAAAGAGGGGAAAGAGCUCCUAGGCAAGAACACCGAUCAAGCUUUUGCAGAAGGCGCUUUUGGGUUGCCGUGGUUUGUGGCAGAGAACUCUAAAGGAGAGAGAGAUGUGGUGUGGGGGUGGACCAUCUGGCGGUCGUGGUAG